CUUACGUGUCCUCCUAACGCGUAUAGUAAAAAAAAAAACGAAAAAACAGAGAGAGAGAGAGAGAGAAGAUAAAAUCGAAAUCUUCCCCAAUUUCUGGAUUGGCUUUUUCGUAUAUCAUCCGCUUGAGAUUUUCUGGGUUUGGAUUCCAUCCCUUUCCCAUCUUCAAUCGAAGUUUUGGCUUUGAAUUGGAUUUGGGUUUCGGUUUUCAAAGUCACCUCCUUUUUUGUGCGUUUAUCCGUUCGUAUUCAGCAGAUAUGCAGGACCAGCUCGUUUGUCAUGGUUGUAGAAAUUUAUUGAUGUAUCCUAGAGGAGCAUCCAAUGUGCGUUGUGCGUUAUGUAACACUAUCAACAUGGUUCCUCCUCCUCCGCAUGCUCAUGCAGGGAUGGACAUGGCUCACAUUGUAUGUGGUGGUUGCCGGACAAUGCUUAUGUAUACACGUGGGGCAAGUAGCGUAAGAUGCUCUUGCUGUCAGACUACGAACCUUGUGCCAGGGCUCUCCAAUCAGGUUGCGCAUGCACCCUCCAAUCAGGUUGCGCAAAUCAAUUGUGGGCAUUGUCGGACGACCCUCAUGUAUCCUUAUGGUGCAUCAUCUGUUAAAUGUGCUGUCUGUCAGUUUGUUACUAACGUUAAUAUGAGCAAUGGAAGGGUACCUCUCCCAACUAACCGGCCAAAUGGAACAGCUUGUCCCGGGUCAAUGCCCUCUUCAUCAACUUCAACACCACCCUCUCAGACCCAAACCGUUGUUGUAGAAAACCCCAUGUCCGUUGAUGAAAGUGGAAAGUUGGUGAGCAAUGUUGUUGUUGGAGUGACGACCGAUAAGAAGUAACCAAGAAUGAGUGAGAUCUGAAAGAUCAUAUCCAAAUUCUUCGUCUAUUCCUGCGUCUGGUUUGUGCAUAUUACAUACGCGGAAAAAACUCUAUGUUUAUAUAUCUGCCGACUCCUUUUUAACCCAAGAGAAAGGCUUAUUCAGAAUUUUUUUGUUACUGCAUUUUUGGGGUUUAUUCAUAGUUGAAGACACAAAGUGGUUUUGCUCCAAUAAUCUGGUUUUCUUUUGCUCAUAUGGAACUUGACCUUCUCUUCUGUUUGUAGACUUGUAAAAACUCCAUUGGCCCUUGAGGCAUUGUUUAUGUAUGUAUUAAUAUAAUCUGACACACCUACCAAACAUUGAGAUUUGGGUUUGAAA
Camelina sativa (false flax) is the source of this 1184-nucleotide messenger RNA. Its product is annotated as protein LSD1. NCBI's taxonomy places the organism in Eukaryota, Viridiplantae, Streptophyta, Magnoliopsida, Brassicales, Brassicaceae. The record is from RefSeq and is a predicted model, not a curated record.